Messenger RNA from Salvelinus fontinalis (brook trout), 2595 nucleotides. Its product is annotated as telomerase Cajal body protein 1-like. The coding region runs from base 361 to 2037 and encodes 558 amino acids. The record is from RefSeq and is a predicted model, not a curated record. Gene Ontology annotation, cellular component: Cajal body. Gene Ontology annotation, biological process: Cajal body organization. Gene Ontology annotation, molecular function: RNA binding; protein binding. The transcript is spliced from 11 exons. Lineage: Eukaryota; Metazoa; Chordata; Actinopteri; Salmoniformes; Salmonidae.
UGAUGAACGUAACAUGGCGGUGUCUUGUGUUUACAAAUUCGCAGCAUGACUUCGUGACUGCUGCUAUCCAAGUCCAGUGUGCUGCUACGUUGUUGUCAUUCGAAUACUCUAUUUCAGUAAAGAAGAGUUUCGCCUUUGCCGAAGAGGCUGUGAAACCUAAUAGAAAAACCGUAAGGCCGACCAAAGAGACUGAGACAUCCACAGUGCAGGAAGAAGCACCCUAGUAGCACCUACCACACUAACGUCUGACACAGGCAGACCACCAGGGAGCCAGGAUAUACAACUCAGCACUGUGACGCCGGGGGAAAGAAGAUUUGAGAGGAAGCACCGGAGGAUAGGACGAAAGAGUGAUCGAGAGAGAUGUCUGGUCCAGUAGAGGGGGGUGAAAGUGGGGAUGUGGCAGAAGUUGGACGGGAGGCAGAGGUGGAAAGCGAGCCUCCUCAAUCAGCACCACCUCUAUCCCAGGGUGAGUGCUUAGAACUGGGGGCGAAUAAAGAAGAGGCCCCUCCAGCAGCUAAGCAGCCCAGGCUCAGUGGAGAGGGGUUGGGGCUGAGUCUCAGCCUGGACCCCCCUGAUACACAUGGAGGACCCAUAGAACAGGCAGGAUUGGGGCAAGAAGACUUGGCUGUACUGACCCAUAAUGGAGAGGCCAACCAGCCAAGUGUGAUGGAAGGAGGAGAAGAACACGUGGGAGCCAAAGAAGUAGAAUGCCAUGAGAAUGGAGGUCCUUGUGAGGACCACGGCACGAGAGAGGGAGGAGAGGAGAAGGUGGAAGAGGGGGAACAGGAAAGCUCAGCUGAAAGCACCAGCGAAGGACAAAACCUGGGUCUCGAUUUCAGCCAGAACCCCCAGAUGCUGACUGGUUCCUGGGCUGAGUACUCCAGCCUCCCUGAGAACUACCUCAAGGGCUGCAAAUGGGCCCCAGAUGGCUUGUGCAUCCUGACCAACAGUGCAGACAAUGUGCUGCGUGUCUACAACCUCCCCCCUGAGAUCUACAGCUACAACUGGGACCUGCUCACUGAGAUGAGUCCAGUGCUGAAGAUGGCAGAGGGGGACACCAUCUAUGACUACUGCUGGUACCCCAAGAUGAGCUCCCUGGACCCUGACUCCUGCUUUAUAGCCAGCAGCAGUCGUGAUAACCCGGUCCAUAUCUGGGAUGCGUUCUACGGGGACCUGCGUGCCAGCUUCAGGCCCUACAACCAUCUGGACGAGCUGACCGCAGCCCACUCCCUCUGCUUCUCCCCGGACGGAUCACAGCUCUACUGCGGCUUCGACAAGACAGUGAGGGUGUUCUACACAGACAGGCCUGGACGAGAUUGUGAGGAAAGGCCCACUGUAGUGAAGAAGCAGGGUCAGGGUCAGAGUGGGAUCAUCUCCUGCAUGGCGUUCAGCCCGUGCCAGUCUGUGUACGCCUGUGGCUCGUACUCCCGCACCGUAGGCCUCUACUCCUGCCAGGACGGCUCUCAGCUGGCCCUGUUGCCGCCCAGGCACCACGGGGGCAUCACACACCUCACCUUCUCACCCGACGGGCACUACCUGUACACCGGGGGUCGCAAGGACCCAGAGAUUCUGUGCUGGGACCUGAGGGACCCGGGAAAGAUUCUGUUCUCUCUGAAAAGGAAUGUAGCCACCAACCAGCGGAUCUACUUCGACCUGGACCCGUCUGGCCGGUACUUGUUGAGUGGUGAUACAGAGGGGGUGGUGUCAGUGUGGGACACCCUCACAGCUCCCCCCGAUGGUAACCAGGAGCUACUGCAGCCUCACCUCCACUUCCAGGCCCAUAGGGACUGCACCAACGGCAUCAGUGUCCACCCCUUUAUGCCGUUGCUGGUGUCGUCCAGCGGGCAGCGCCAGUUCCUCUCUCCGGGGGACAGUAGCGAUGGAGACUCCUCGGGCUCUGAGGGAGAUGUCGUGAUGUUAUCACCUACCCCAGAGGUCAGACAGGACAACGCUCUGACUGUGUGGUGGGCCGGACCACUUAGCCCAGCCAACGAGGGGGCACAAGAGGAACCACCGCCAGUGGUGGUGAUUGAUUGAUUCUGAAGUAGCCCAGUUCAAACCCCCCUCCUCUGGACUGAACCAAAUGUCAAACUGCCAAUAUAAGAAAAUGUAGUAGUAGUACUUAUUCUGUUUAACAGUAUGGCAAUCAAUAUAUUGAGUUGUCCCUUGGAUUCAGCGAAUUACAGUUUCCCCAGUCUCGAGGCCAAGAUACAAACUAUUGUGAACGCUAACACGCUAACACGCUAUUACAAUUGAAUGGUAAUGUGCUACUAUGCUAGCAGGGAGCUUACCAAUUCCAAACCAAAUGUAAUUGUAAAACCUCUCAGGUUCAGAUGACCACCACAGCCAGACCAGGCCCUGUGUGUUGGGUUGAAUGUACAUCAAUCUACCUUCCACUCAUAUGUUGCUCUACGGGAGUGUUCUGUUUACCUCGUGUUAGUCUUUUUUUAUUGUUGUAAGUGCCAAGCUGGUGGCAUCGCUAUACAUGCAUCAGUAAAUGUAUAUUUUUGUAAAGCCAUGGUGAAUAUUGUAGUUUCUGAAUGUAUUAAAAUCGGUAAGCAGUUAGCAUAAUUGCUGUAACCACAAACAGACGGA